Cornus florida is the source of this 435-nucleotide messenger RNA. RefSeq lists its product as uncharacterized. The record is from RefSeq and is a predicted model, not a curated record. NCBI's taxonomy places the organism in Eukaryota, Viridiplantae, Streptophyta, Magnoliopsida, Cornales, Cornaceae. The transcript has a single exon. Bases 1 to 435 code for a protein of 144 amino acids.
AUGCAAUUUGAUGCCCUUCGGCAAGCCAAUGAAGCUAGCACUGAAGAGAUAAUUGCAUUAAAGCAGGCCAACAGGGCUAAUAUAACGCAAAUCAAUGCUCUGCAUCAGGAGAAUGAAGAACUCCAAAUUAUUGUUCAACAAACUAAUCCGCCAGUCGCCCCUCAACCAGAGAGUCAAAACGACCCAAUGGAUCCGCCUGUCGCCCUUCUACCAAAGCUUCAGAAAGACCCAAUGUAUCCACCGGUUGCCCCUCAACCAGAGCGUCAGAACGAUCCAAUGGAUUCGCCGAUUGCCCCUCAACCAGAGCAUCAGAACGAUCCAAUGGAUCCACCGGUCGCCCCUCAACCAGAGUGUCAGAACGACCUAAUGGAUCCAUCAGUCGCCCCUCAACCAGAGCGUCAGAACGACCCAAUGGAUCCACCGGUCGCCCCUUAA